This is a messenger RNA of Perkinsus marinus ATCC 50983, 212 nucleotides long. RefSeq lists its product as hypothetical. The annotation marks the transcript as partial. Lineage: Eukaryota; Perkinsozoa; Perkinsida; Perkinsidae. The transcript has 2 exons. The record is from RefSeq and is a predicted model, not a curated record.
GUCAUGGACGUAACCCAGUCUUGUUGGCCAACUUGAGCCAAUUCAAGUUACAACAGGAAGAGUACAAGGAAACUACGAAGUUGGUGGACGAAGCCCUCGUGGAAACUUGGAGUAUCCCGAGUAUGAACCCGGUGGUCCCACCUAAGUAUGAAGUCCAUCUGCAUCAGCUCCUGAUCGACCCGCCUACUUUCAACGAUGUGAGACUGAAUUAG